Capsaspora owczarzaki ATCC 30864 is the source of this 877-nucleotide messenger RNA. RefSeq lists its product as hypothetical. The transcript is spliced from 4 exons. Lineage: Eukaryota; Filasterea; Ministeriida; Capsasporidae. The record is from RefSeq and is a predicted model, not a curated record. The coding region runs from base 35 to 760 and encodes 241 amino acids.
CAAGGCACCAGUCCAAGUUUAACAUACCAAAAGAAUGAGCUCAGAUCGGCCUCCACCGCCUGGCGCCGCUGGUCGAGGCGGGCGCGACGACGAGUUUUCGCUUGAUGCGCUCUUCCACCACAUCCUCGUGCAAGCAUUCCCAGCGCUCAUCAUAUCGCCGCCGCCGUUCGGAGCGCUGGAAACCCCGCCACAGUCCGGCAUCGACCCCGCGAACACUGCUGGCACUGCUGCCAAUGCUGCCAAUGCUUCGGCCGCACCGUCGUCGCCAGACCAACAGAUCGCACUUCCGCAGUGGUCAGACACGGGAGUCUUGCCGCCAUUUGCAUCGCUGUUUGCCCUGCUCGGGCGACCCUUCCACAGCGACGACUGGGGCGCCUUCCCGCCGCUGCCCGACCCGCACAGCCUGGGCGCCGAGUCCUCACGCAUUCGCCUGUUCUCGUCCUCGUGCACAGUCACCUCCACUUCCCAGAUCAAUCCAGAUGGGUCGGCAAUUGCGACCCGCACGCUGCGCGAUGACAAUGGCAAUGAAACUGUCUUCACGACCGAGCGCAAGAUUGACGGAACGAUCAUUACGUCGCGAACUGUUCGGAGCGUUUAUCUGCCAUCCGAGACUGGCGCUGUUGCGUCUCUGCCUUUCGCGUCCAACUCGGAUGGCUUCUCUUCGACAUCGCAGAAACUUCCGUCGUCCACCACUGCAGAACCAGCAGCACCAUCUGAAGGCCUGCUUUCCAAAGUAUGGAAGUAUGUCACAUGGCGAUGAGCGCAGCCAACGCUGCCGACAAGCAAACCAUUUUCUAGCCUUCUUUUGUUGAUACUUUUAUCCUCGCUUGAUUUCCUCUUGUUCCGCAAAAUACAAAUAAAAAAUGUACGCGGCCCA